Messenger RNA from Leishmania mexicana MHOM/GT/2001/U1103, 1050 nucleotides. RefSeq lists its product as hypothetical. Bases 1 to 1050 code for a protein of 349 amino acids. NCBI's taxonomy places the organism in Eukaryota, Euglenozoa, Kinetoplastea, Trypanosomatida, Trypanosomatidae. The record is from RefSeq and is a predicted model, not a curated record. The transcript has a single exon.
AUGAGGAUUCCCCUUGUAGAGCACACAUGCUCUCGUUGUGGUAGGACGCUGCGGGAAGCUGCUGUCAAAAAAUCUGUGCACUGCAUCAGGUGUAACAGGUGGUAUCACAGAACGUGUUUUAUGGCCGAUACGGGCGUUGCCAUCGAGGAAAAGGUCCCAACGAGCAAUAGAUGUGUUUGCUGUCUUUCAGGGACGAUAGACAUGAAAUCAAAGAAGUGCACUCAUCACAUGAACAAGUAUGCGAAAGGCUUUAUUAAAGACGGUUUUUGUGUAGUUCCACUUGCUGAGACGAAGACAGAGUUGGAGCAGAUCACCCGGGACCUCUCCACAUGGAAAGCCGAUCUUCUCCGGUAUUUCGAGGCGUUGCUCAAGACAUAUGAGUGCCAGGCAGAGAUAGGGGGUGCUGUUCCAUCACUUGAGAGUGGGUACUCUAACUUUCGUCAGCGAUGCUCGGGGAGAUUUGAAAUUAUUGCAGACUUCAUCACCUCUAAAGUAGUUCCCCUGAUUGCCAACGCACAAACGGUUCAGCAAACACUUGACGCACUCCUUUGCAACGCACAACUACCCGUUGGGAAGAAGGUGAUGUCAUCCGGUUGUUUUCUAUCGCUGAUGGGCAGUGAAACGCAAAACGCACACACCGAUGGACCCGCACUCAGCAAUGUUGUGAACCUCUUCCCCUACGCCAUUAACGUAUUUGUGCCCUUGAUCAGUGUCGACAGCCGCAACGGCACUGAGUUUUUUCCUAGGUCUCACAUUCUUGGAGAUCAAAGAGAAAGCAAGUAUGUCUCUCCACCUGUUGCUCUCGGGAACGCAUUGCUAUUCGACUAUCGAGUUGUUCAUCGUGGGCUACGCAAUGCAAAAUCGGAUCCUCGUCCUUGCUACUAUGUUACGUAUUCAAAAAGCUGGUAUCAAGAUACGUACAACUUCAGUGAGAGGCGCUACAAGAAACGGCUGGAAGUGGAUCCCGCUCUGUUGGAGAGCAGAGAUGAGCGCAUGGCGAAAAAGAGUCGUUCUGACGAUGGGGGAAGCAGCACUUCGCAACUUCAUUGA